This is a messenger RNA of Zingiber officinale, 2633 nucleotides long. Its product is annotated as glyceraldehyde-3-phosphate dehydrogenase 2, cytosolic-like. Lineage: Eukaryota; Viridiplantae; Streptophyta; Magnoliopsida; Zingiberales; Zingiberaceae. Gene Ontology annotation, molecular function: oxidoreductase activity, acting on the aldehyde or oxo group of donors, NAD or NADP as acceptor; NAD binding. The transcript is spliced from 10 exons. The record is from RefSeq and is a predicted model, not a curated record. The coding region runs from base 311 to 1036 and encodes 241 amino acids.
AACGAAACCUACUUUUGAUUCCACUAUACUUGUAUUUGCAAGCACAACAUUCUCUUUUCUUCUUCUUUUUAGCUUUAGAUUUGUUUCAUCGUACCCUUUGCCUACUCAUAUGUCAACGCUUGUGGUGUUUGAUCUAUGAAGGCGUUGGUUUUAAGCAUAGAUUUCUUAUUGUUAUUCACUUUUAUUGGUCGAAAUAGUGUGUUCGGAUAGGUUUUCUAGGUCUUGCACGGCUCACCACUUAAUGGAGGGAGAUGGAAUUUGGGGGAACAGAAAAUUGGUAGAAGGGAAAUGAAGAAAGUCCUUCCUUUUAAUGGGCGGACGCAUAGCUCCCUCGCUGACACUGCCGUCUCGUGCCCUUUUCACAAGCCCUUUUCGUCUCGCUGCCAUGGCUAAGAUCAAGAUCGGCAUCAACGGUUUCGGAAGAAUUGGGAGGUUGGUCGCUAGAGUCACGCUUCAGAGCGAUGAUGUGGAGCUCGUCGCCGUCAAUGAUCUGUUCAUCACAACCGACUACAUGACAUACAUGUUUAAAUAUGAUACCGUGCAUGGACAAUGGAAGCAUCAUGAGAUAAAAGUUCAUGAGAUAAAAGUGAAGGAUUCCAAGACCCUUCUUUUUGGAGAGAACGAAGUUAUUGUCUUUGGCAUCAGAAACCCUGAGGAGAUUCCUUGGGCCGAGACUGGAGCUGAGUUCGUUGUGGAGUCGACUGGUGUCUUCACAGACAAGGACAAGGCUGCUGCUCACUUAAAGGGUGGUGCCAAGAAAGUCAUCAUUUAUGCUCCAAGCAAGGAUGCACCUAUGUUUGUGGUGGGAGUGAAUGAGCAUACAUACACAUCUGACAUCAAUAUUGUCUCUAAUGCCAGCUGCACCACCAACUGCCUUGCCCCUCUUGCAAAGGUCAUUCAUGAUAGAUUUGGAAUUGCGGAAGGUUUGAUGACGACUGUGCAUUCCAUCACUGGAUAUGCCAGUUGCACUGUCACUGAAAUCAAAGUCCAAUAUUGUGGCCUAUGGUACAGUUGUACAUAUUUAAUUCUUCAUUGAGAAUAUUUGAGGACUCAUUUCAGCAACCAUAAAUUUCCAGCUUUUGGUCAGUUUCAAGAAAACAAUUUACUCCAACGAAGAAAUUGACGAAGUGCGAUCCGAAUGGGCGGAUUGCGUACUAGACUAUAUUCAUUACUAGGUAUAAAUUACUAGACUUCAAAAGAUGGUUGAACACUUUGUUUGUGACUCCAUGACUUAUUGAUUUUGAUUCCUUACUGCCAAUAAUUUAUUUGUUCACAGCUAGCUAUCUCCUUUGCUCAAUACUUCAUUCUUGCAUUUCUACCAUGAGCAGAAUUAGCUGACAUUUUCCUUAUUUAUUGCCUCUCUUUGUGGUCCCAAAUUAAUAAUGGUUGGGUUGUGUGAGUAUCUUAUUUAGUUGUUUCCGAAUUAUGCAAAGACUGACAAUGUGGAAGUUAUCUCUUUGUGAAUUGUUAGUUGAUGACCUUUUGUAUCUUAUGAGUUGCUCUACAAAUUUCUUGUUUGUACUCUCCUUAUGGUUUUCAUCUAUAUGCCAUGACUUAAUCUUGUUUUUCCUCCUAUCUCAAAGUCUCCAUGUAUACAUCUUUAACGUUUUACCUAGCAUUUUUCUACCGUCCAAGGAAUAUCUGAUAUCUGUUGGGAUGUCUUAAAUUUUGUACCUGUGUUUGUUUCAUUUACUAGUUUAAUUUCCUUGUCUAAUCCUAUAAUUUAUUAUUUUUUCUUUUUACAAUCGCAUUUAAAUUUUUACUAUGUUGAACUACAUACUUUGUUGAUGACUCCUUGAGCAUAAUUCUACUGUGGCAAAAGUACAUUCGAAAUUCAUUGUUGAUGACAAAUUUUUAUUUCCUACUUCCAUCUUGUUGGACCUUGCAAGUAUCAUCGCGAAUGACAAUUAUGAUGCUUCAUCAAGCACAACUAUGUUAAUCUAUAUGCAUGUUAGUGAUUGCUUGAGAAUAAUGAAAUGAAGAGCUUGUAAAGGCAUUUCGUGUAUGAUCCAUAGUAUAGUGAUAUACAAAACAUCUAUAUACUGCAGUUUGAUUUCUUAAUAGUUUGCUCUAUAUACUUUUGCUUGGAUGAGCAGUGCAAAUUAUCCGUGAAUUGCACGUGCAUUGCAGCUAAAUUUGUUAGAUUUUCUCUUUGUAUUGAUGAAAUGGGAAUGAAAAAUCUAUUUUUCUAGCUGGAAUGUAGUUAUGUUAUAGCUCUUAAUCUGCACUUAUUUGAUUGACACUUUGGUUCUUUUAGGUGUCCUAUGUAAUUAUUAAAGCUGUGCGUAUGUGAUUUCUAUUUUGAGGAAUUUUUGGUUGUUUUAGCUUUACAAACAAUUCACCCUAACAUAACUCAUCAUGAUGAUCCAAUUCUUUUGGUUCAAGUUUUAAUUGGAAGAUUUUGAACCCAUGUUUUUUACUUUCACUUAUGCUUCUGUGAUGGGUCUGUUUAUUGCAGAUCAAUUUGCAACUCUUGGCAACUUGUUACUUGCAAAAUGGAAAAGCAUAUUGUACCUACCAAAUACUCAAAGGUUGGGCAAUUCGUGAGACUUGAGUUUUUUUGAUGCAAGAAGUAAGCUUUGUUAGGAUAUAACUUGCCUUGCUAAUUUGUAAAUUAACAGCCAUAUGGAGAA